This is a messenger RNA of Lodderomyces elongisporus, 4176 nucleotides long. It is a transcript of the gene PFK26, whose product is annotated as Pfk26p. Gene Ontology annotation, cellular component: cytosol. The record is from RefSeq and is a predicted model, not a curated record. The coding region runs from base 1 to 4176 and encodes 1391 amino acids. Lineage: Eukaryota; Fungi; Ascomycota; Pichiomycetes; Serinales; Debaryomycetaceae. Gene Ontology annotation, molecular function: ATP binding; 6-phosphofructo-2-kinase activity. Gene Ontology annotation, biological process: fructose metabolic process; fructose 2,6-bisphosphate metabolic process. The transcript has a single exon.
AUGUCGGCCUCUGAAAUCAAACCACCAAACGAUAAGGAGGAAGCUGAGAGUAAUAAUAAUUACAACAAUAAUAAUAAUAAUUUUAAUAACAACAAUAAUAAUAAUAACAGCAACAACAACAACAACAGUAAUAAUAAUAUCGGUGAUAACACUAAUAAUAACAUUAAUAAUAACAUUAAUAAUAAUAACAACACUACUAAGGAUACUAGUAAUGAUAAUAAUGGGAGCACAUCUGGCACAAAUAAUUUUCUGAACAGUUUUCAAAAUCAAAAGCCAAACACUCGUGGCAAUGAUCAUCAACUACAAUACGAAAACACAUACCAGCAUCAGGACCAGCUUUUACAAAACCCCAACGAUAAGCACCACGAGUCCAUUAGAAACUUGAUUGCAUCAAACUUUAAACAAUCGGGUAAUGCUUCUGGUAUUGGCUCAACCUCAAAAACCAACUUUGGAUCACGCAAUACGGGCAAGCAAAGUACACUAGACAAACAAAGUACACCAGGCUUGAAUAGAAAUUUCCAGGACUAUAAUCCACCUUAUAGCUCAAACUUAAAGCCAUCCAACCUUAAUUCGUCAUUGGCAUCACUGUCGCAUGAAAACCCAAUGUACGCACAUCGCAAAAAAUCAAAUUCAAUCAGUAAUGGAGUGCUAGCACAUAACAGAACUUUAAAGAAAGUAUCUUUCUCAAACUUUAACUCGGGCUCUGCUUCCGCAGAGAACCACUCGCCAAACUCCUCGUCGAUAUCCUCUUCAAAUAUAUCAUUUGAAAAUUCAGACGCCGAAGAUUAUGACGACGACGACGACGACCACGACGACAAUGAUGAUGAUGAUGAUGAUGACAAUGAGGAGGAGGAAGGGGACGACAAUGACGACAAUGACGACGGUUUCAAUAAUCACGAUAAUGAUCGAAAUAGCGAAGCUUGUACUCGUAAUUCGAAGGUCGGAAACGCAAGAGAUAAUAGGUCAAACAAAUUACUGUCAUCUUCUGCCCCUGAAUAUGAGGCAGGCGACGUUGUGCUACGUAAACCGGAUUUCCAAGGUUCAGAUAAUAGUUCUCAAAAGUCGCUGAUAUCGAAAAGCCCUACUACAAGGGCGGCUCUGCAAGGCCAGUUCUUUUUGAGUAAUUCUGCAUCGCCAGCAGAUAUUACUCCGAAUUUGUCCCAGACUUCGUUGUCCAAAAAAAUGCCCAAAACCGAAACCAAAUCCAAAUCCAAAUCCAAAUCCAAAUCCAAAUCCAAACAACGCGCUCAACGACAUAGUUAUGGAGGGGAGAAACUUGCAUUGUCAAAAUCAUUAGAUUCUACGUUGUUGGAACCUUGUGAUUCAAAUAGCUCUACAACUUCUUUACUUCCCGAGUUCAACAAAAGACCCUUGACAGAUACGCCUAUUGUUUCCAAUAUGGGCUCGCCAAUAAGUAGAGAACUCUAUAGCGACGACUAUGAUUAUGAAGAUGAUGAAGGUGAAAAAGGCGAGACUAACGAAAACAACAACAACAACAACAACCAGAACCACAGAGAAAAUAACGAAGAAGAAAAUGGCAACAAUCCACGUGCGGUAUCGAGCAAAGAGUCUGAAUCACAAGAUUCAAACAUUACACAGAGCGAGGGAAAUAGAGUAAAGCGUAUCUCGCAUUUGAAUCUUGCAGAACUUAACGACAACAAAUCUCCGGACUCCUCUAUUUCAGAAACUGAAUCUUUAAGUCAUGCAAGAAAUGCAGCUGCUCAUGUGGGUGCAGCACUUGCAGGGACACAAGAUGCCACAAUAAGCACUGGUAUCCGGAGACCUAGUUUUGUUCCUGGAGGUUUUGAGACUGCUUCACAAGGAUCAAAACAUAAGGGUCCAAAAGUUUCAAUAAUGGAGCCAGACGAUAGGUCGGGGCUGGUGAGUCCAAUGAGUUCUAUUUCGGAAACUCAAAAGAGAAAAAUUGCUGAGCAAGAAACAAGGGAAAAGGAUAGAGAGAUUGAGCAAAGGCAACUAGAUAUUGAAAAAGAACAGGAACGUCUUAAGCAUGAAGGAAAACGCAUGACAUCGGCAACUCCACCUGAGAAUAGGUCGCUUACAAUGAAUAAGGAAAUUAAAGACCAUUUGUUGAAAGAUGUUCCUGCAGACAUGAAGGAGCAAUUUGAGAAAACACCAUCGAUUGAGAAAUUGAAAAAUUUGCUCAUGACCAAACCGCCACCUUCAGCAAGAAAGACAUAUACUUUGAACAUCCCAGGUCAAACAUCAUCCAAAACAUCGCCAGAUGGUAAAAUUGCAUCAGUUGAUGUUGGUUCGAAAUUAGUCAUUGUUAUGGUUGGAUUGCCUGCAAGAGGAAAAUCAUACAUUACAAAUAAAUUAACGAGGUAUCUAAACUGGCUUCAACAUGAUUGUCGAGUAUUCAACGUUGGAAACACAAGAAGGAAGAGCAAGUUAAAUGCAGGACCCGAGAAGAACCCGCUACCAGACUCUCAUACUCCAACGGAAGCUCAAUCACCAAAUCAGCAUCAAGUACUGAAAGGUAGUGCUGGGGGUGCAGCAGCAAGAGAAGGAGAGACAGCACCUGUGGCUACAGAACAUGAUGCGUCAUUCUUUAAUCCUGAGAAUAAGGAUAGUACGGCAUUGAGGGAAAAAUGGGCAAUGGACACCUUGGAACAAUUACUCGAUUAUGUCAUCAAUGGAAGUGGAUCUGUGGGAAUAUUUGACGCAACCAAUUCCACCAAGAUGAGAAGAAAACGUGUGUUGAAGAGAAUACAAGAAAGAAGUGGAGGAGAGUUGAAGGUAUUGUUCCUUGAAAGUAUUUGUAGUGACCCAAGCAUCAUUGAAAGCAAUAUUCGUUUGAAAUUGAGUGGGCCUGACUAUAAGAAUAUGGAUCCCGAGUUGGCAUUGAAGGACUUUGUUGGUAGACUUCACAAUUAUGAAAAAGCAUAUGAGACUAUCGACGAAGAAGAAGAGAAAAUUCCAGGGUACCAAUAUAUCAAGAUGAUUGAUGUUGGUAAGAAAGUUGUCAGUUAUAAUAUCCAAGGUUUUCUUUCUUCCCAAACUGUUUACUUUUUGCUCAACUUUAACUUGUGUGAGAGGCAAAUAUGGAUUACUCGACAUGGAGAAAGUAAAGAUAAUCUAAGUGGUAAGAUUGGUGGAGACUCGCAUUUGACAAAGAGAGGAUUGAAAUUUUCAAAAGCUUUGGCCAAAUUUAUGAAUUUCCAAAGACAGAAUUUUAGGAAACAACAAUUGGAGAGGUUUUCGUCGAGAUUGGAGCUCAAGUAUAACUCUAUAUUCAAUGAAGAUGAUGUGGCGACAUUAGAUAUGAUACCCAAUGAGCCCAAUUUCUGCGUGUGGACAUCAAUGCUUGUUAGGUCUGUUGAAACGGGUCAAUACUUUAAUGACCAAUUGUAUUCAGUUAAGCAGAUGAGGAUGUUGAAUGAACUUGGCGGUGGUAAAUAUGAAGGAAUGACGUAUGAUGAGAUUCAGAGGAAGCAUCCGAGAGAAUUCGACGCUAGAUUGCACAAUAAGUUAACAUAUAGGUACCCUGGAGUAGGAGGGGAGUCGUAUUUGGAUGUCUUAACCAGGCUAAGACCGUUGAUUACCGAGCUUGAAAGAACCACUGAUCACUUGUUGAUUAUUUCACACAGAGUAGUGUUGAGAAUCUUACUUGCAUAUUUUUUAAACUUGGAUAAGUCCGCUAUUUGUGAGCUAGAUGUUCCCUUGCAUACUUUGUAUUGUUUAGAGUCGAAACCAUAUGGAACCGAUUACACAAUGUACGAAUAUGACGAAGCUACUGAUUGGUUUGUCAAGGCAGAGCCUGAGCAUCAAAAGAAUUUCAAGGAAGUUGGCGUUGUCUUUAGAGAACGUAAGUACUCCAUUGUUCCCACGGCCCCACCUAGUCGCAACAGAAUUGCUAGCCAUGCAAAUAUUGGUGAUCAAUUGCACAAUUUGAGACAUGGACAUGGUCAUGGCCAGACUCAAGAUCACAGUCAUGCAACUUCAAACACCGCGUCUCCAGUUUUAGAUCGUAGUAAGAUGCAAGAAUUCAAUAAUUUGCGCAACAGUUUUGCGUUAGGUUUACCUAAUUCGAUGCUGACUCGACCCACUUUGCUGGUUCGAGAUGGAGAUGACCAGGCUAUAACUGCUAAGAAUUUACAAGACUUGAAAAAUUUGGAAAAGUCGUCUAGGAAAUCAAAAGUUGUUGACCAUGAAUAA